AUGUGGCAAAACGGCCAGUUCAGCUUGAGCGGUUCCGCCGAGUCGGCAUUGCACGUUCACCAGGGCAUGGUCCCCCAGGGCAUAAUCCCCAUGGUCAUUGAGACCAGCCCCCGGGGGGAGCGGGCUUUUGACAUCUACUCCCUGUUGCUCAGGGAGCGCAUUAUUUUCUUGGGCACUCCCAUCAUGGACCAGGUUGCCAACACCAUAAUCGCCCAGUUGCUGUACCUUGAGCGGGAAGACCCCGACCGCGGCAUCAACGUGUAUAUCAACAGUCCUGGCGGCUCCAUCACCGCCGGCCUGGCCAUCUACGACACCAUGCAAAUGAUAUCACCCGAGGUAUCCACCGUCUGCGUCGGCAUUGCCGCCAGCAUGGCCACCGUGCUGCUGUCCGGCGGGGCCAAGGGAAAGCGUUACUGUCUGCCCAACUCCACCGUGCACAUGCACCAGGCCCAGAGCGGCACUCAGGGCGCAGCAUCCGACAUCCAGAUUGCGGCCCGGGAAAUAACCCGGCUCCAGGACUUGCUGCGGGGCAUCCUCUGCGACAAUACCGGCCAGCCCAUGGAGAACAUCGUCCGCGACAGCGACCGGGAUAACUACCUGACCCCCAAGCAGGCCGUGGCCUACGGGUUGGUUGACGAAAUCCUUGGCGAAACCAAGGCAGAGGAGUCUACGGAAGAGAAAUCUACGGAAGAGGCAUCUUCGGAGCCCGCAGAGUAA
This is a messenger RNA of Geodia barretti, 717 nucleotides long. The record is from the annotation of a GenBank genome assembly. Lineage: Eukaryota; Metazoa; Porifera; Demospongiae; Tetractinellida; Geodiidae.